AUGGAUGUGGUUGUGUUGGCAAAAGACACCAGAAUGUCUUAUACAAAAUCUGCUCCACCUUCAGAAUCCUCAGAGGGUACAACCUCCACGGACAACAAUGAUAUUCUCUUAAACAACCCCGAAUGGUCAGCUGGAUCACAACAUGGUGAUAUGAACACUGCGAUGAGUACAAUAUAUGCCGAAGGUGCUGCCUAUUCGUCCGAUACGAACAGCAUCGAUAUGGUCAACAAUAACAUACUCUCCGAUUAUGAAAUUGAACAGGUUGAGUGUUUCUUUGCCGGUUUAGGUACCGAGAUUUUUGUUAGUUCCGCAUUGGCCAAUCUCUAUGAAGGCACUGGGCCGGAUAAUGAUUGGCAAUUGAAAUUCACCGGGAUACCAGUAAUUUUAUAUGACAAAGGUAGUACACGAACAAGAACCAUUAAACGUAUCACAUUGGUCUUGGCUGAGAGGGGUUCAUGUUUUGCCUUGUGGUCAGAUCGUGUUAGCACCCUAUCAAAUUAUCAAGUGGCGGGACCAUCGUUUCAUACAAUGUCCUUGUCGAGUAAUCCAGAGCAAAUGAUUGGCUUCAGUUAUGAUACAACAGCUGCGGCUCAAGAAAUUUGGUUACAUAUGGAACGUUUGCUAAGCAAUCCGGAAAAUAAUCUUCUAACUUUGCCUAGAGAUAAAGAGAAAUCGAAACGUAUGCGUCACGUACCCUUGCCACCGAAAGCUCAAAUCUCCCAGCCUUGUCAAUUUCAUCAUGUCACCAGUGUUACCAAGGAUGACGGGGAUCGGUAUUAUAGCCUGCAGGCUUUUGUGGCGUCGAUGACUCAGCGAUGAGGAGGGGACGU
Musca vetustissima is the source of this 830-nucleotide messenger RNA. RefSeq lists its product as uncharacterized. Gene Ontology annotation, molecular function: DNA-binding transcription factor activity, RNA polymerase II-specific; RNA polymerase II cis-regulatory region sequence-specific DNA binding. Gene Ontology annotation, cellular component: nucleus. Lineage: Eukaryota; Metazoa; Arthropoda; Insecta; Diptera; Muscidae. The transcript has 2 exons. Gene Ontology annotation, biological process: regulation of transcription by RNA polymerase II. Bases 1 to 819 code for a protein of 272 amino acids. The record is from RefSeq and is a predicted model, not a curated record.